Molecule: messenger RNA, 1461 nt
Organism: Meloidogyne enterolobii
Lineage: Eukaryota; Metazoa; Nematoda; Chromadorea; Rhabditida; Meloidogynidae
Source: the annotation of a GenBank genome assembly
AUGUCUGAAAUUGUCUUUACAUCUUUUCUUUCAUUUUUUUAUUUUAAUUUUAUUUUUCUUUCAUUUUUUUCUAAUUUUUAUUUUUUAAGGGACCCAUCAAAAUUUAGUGGAAUAAAAAAGCUACAUAUUCCUUCAGAUUUAAUAUGGAUACCAGAUAUAGUUCUAUAUAACAAUGCUGACGGAGAACCUCACAUUUCAAUUGUUUCUGACGCCAUAAUUUAUUUCAAUGGAUUAGUUGUUUGGAAACCCCCAAGCAUUUACAAAUCUUUUUGUAAUAUUGAAAUUGAAUAUUUCCCUUUUGAUACACAAGAAUGUUUAAUGAAAUUCGGGGGAUGGACUUAUAAUGGAUUUUUGAUGAAUAUAUCACAAAUACCUGUAGGCCCAGAUGACAAACCCCAAGCACUUAGUUACCCUGAUGGUAGAGAAUACAAAUAUCUUAAAAUUGGGAUGGAUCUGUCUGCUUACCAUCCAAGUCUUGAAUGGGAUUUGAUGUCAGUUAGUAGUAGUAGACAUGAACAACUUUAUCCUGGUUGUUGUGGUCAGGAUUUUUACAUUGACAUAACCUUUCGACUUGUUAUUCGACGCAAAACUUUAUUUUUUAUUGUUAAUUUGGUUAUUCCUUGCAUGCUACUCGCAAUUUUAACUGUUUUUGUUUUUUAUAUUCCUGCAUGUGAACACAAAAUGACUUAUUCUAUUUCUGUAUUGGUAACCUUAACUGUAUUUUACCUUAUUCUAAUUGAAUUAAUUCCCCCAACUUCAAUGGUUAUUCCAUUAAUUGGUCGUUAUCUACUCUUUACAAUGUUUCUAGUUUCCUUUUCUAUUGCAAUUUCUGUUGUUACUCUGAAUUUUCAUAGACGUGACGGAACCCUUCACACAAUGCCUCGAUGGAUUUAUCGUCUUUUUAUUCGUCUACUACCCAAACUUUUAUUGAUGAAUCCACCGGAGGAGGAUGCCCAGUCAGAGAAUGACGAGUCUACCACUAUAUCUGACACACAAGCCCCUUCAUUUUGUGCUGGUUCCAGGAGGCCAAGUCCCUUUUUUGUUUCUUCCACAAUCCCUGAGGGGGAAUUGAGGCUUUCACAACUUGCACAGAUGAGAGGGCUGGGCCCUGAUGUGCUCAGGAGAAUGUUGGACAAUGUGCAUUUUAUUGCUGAUUAUUUUAGAGCAAAACAGAAACGCGACAAGGCAAGUUUUUUUCCAAAAUGCGCAAUUUUCAUAAUGUCAAAUUAUUUAAAGGUAUCAGAAAAUUGGUCAUAUGUUGCAUUUGUCCUCGACAGACUCCUACUAAUAAUAUUUUCAACUACUCUACUUGUUGGAACAAUUUUAAUAUUGUCAAGCUCGCCCCCAGCUACAAGAGAAUGGGGAGAACCAUUAACUACAAUGAGGCCAACAAAGCCCCUAAGUGGAGAUACUUUUGAAUUUGAAUUGAGAGGGGAGACGGAAGUUGAUAAAAUACUUUAA